Molecule: messenger RNA, 3364 nt
Organism: Amphibalanus amphitrite
Lineage: Eukaryota; Metazoa; Arthropoda; Thecostraca; Balanomorpha; Balanidae
Product: osmotic avoidance abnormal protein 3-like
Exons: 16
Coding region: 382-2679 (765 amino acids)
Biological process (GO): microtubule-based movement
Molecular function (GO): ATP binding; microtubule binding; microtubule motor activity
Source: RefSeq, a predicted model, not a curated record
ACUAUCCAUAGCAACCACCUGCUGGUUUGUUGCCCAUGUGCUAGCAGCUGGCGGCAGUUCUCUCGGAAAUCGCUGGGGUUGGGUUCCGCGGGCGCUACCUGCCCAUCAAAAUUAUUUGUUAACUUAAGAAUAUUUUCGCUGGAAUUAUUUCAUGUGACCAAGAAGUACGAGGAAAUCUUCACUGCGCUCCAAACUCGAUGUGGACAAACCUCGGCGACCUUACCUUAUUGCUGAAAUGUGAGCCCCUUGCUCAGGAACAUGAAACACAGAAGUUUUGAAAUGUUUUACUGCCUUGUUUUCUUCACCCUUUUUGAAUUCAGCUUAGGUUCAGAAUCUGCGAGAAGGCAACCCUAACUUUUGAAGGCUGAGGGAGACCGCACUAUGGCCGAAUCCGUCAAGGUGCUGGUCCGAUGUCGGCCCAUGAACAGUCGAGAGAAGGGUCUCAACUGUGAGGUGGUUGUGUUCAUGGAGCCGAGCGUGAUGCAGGUCUCCAUCGUCAACCCGGCCGACAAGAACGCGCCGCCAAAGUCCUUCACCUUCGACGGCGUCUACUACAUGGACUCCAUCACCGAGAACAUCUACAAGGACAUGGCCUACCCGCUGGUCGAGGGCACCCUCGAAGGCUACAACGGCACCAUCUUCGCCUACGGACAGACCGGCUGCGGCAAGUCGUUCUCCAUGCAGGGCAUCAAGGACCCGCCCACGCAGGUCGGCCUCAUCCCGCGCGCGUUCGAGCACAUAUUCGACGUCACCUCCACCUCGGACGAGUCCAAGUUUCUGGUGCACGGCUCCUACCUGGAGAUCUACAACGAGGAGAUCCGCGACCUGCUGGGCGUCGACUCCAAGAAGAAGAUCGAGUUGAAGGAGCACCCGGAGAAGGGCGUCUACGUGCAGGACCUGACCAAACACCCGGUGGCCAACACCAAGGAGUGCGAGGCGCUCAUGGCCAAGGGCUGGAACAACCGCUCCGUCGGCGAGACGCUGAUGAACAAGGACUCGUCGCGCUCGCACUCCAUCUUCACCAUCUUCAUCGAGAUGAUCACGCCGGCCAAAAAGCCGGGCGCCAAGGACAACAUCCGCGCCGGCAAGCUGAACCUGGUCGACUUGGCCGGCUCCGAGCGACAGGGAAAGACGGGUGCCACCGGCGAUCGUCUGAAGGAGGCCACCAAAAUCAACCUGUCGCUGUCCGCGCUGGGAAACGUCAUCUCAGCGCUGGUCGACGGCAAGAGCAAACACAUCCCCUACCGAGACUCCAAACUGACCCGACUGCUGCAGGACUCUCUGGGAGGCAACACCAAGACGAUGAUGGUGGCCUGCCUGUCGCCAGCCGACAACAACUACGACGAGACGGUCAGCACCCUGCGCUACGCCAACCGCGCCAAACAGAUCAAGAACAAGCCCAAGAUCAACGAGGACCCCAAGGACACCCUGCUCAGGGAGUACGCCGAGGAGAUCAAGAAGCUCAAGGAGCAGCUAGAGUCGGCCGGCGGGCCCGCCCAGGUCAAACUCGAGAAAGUUGUGGACGAGGAGGCGAUCCAGCGCGAGCGGGAGAAGCUCAAGGCCGAGUACGAUCAGGAGAUGAAGAAGAUGAAAAAGGAGCUGGAGAAGCAGCAGAAGGCCGGCGGCGGCAGCGGACCGCCCGACCCGGCCGAAGUGGAAAAACAGGCUGCCAAAAUACGGGCCGAGUUCGAGGAGCGGGAGCGCAAAAUGAGGGAGGAGCUGGAGGCUCAGAAAGCCAUGAUGUCCGGCGGCGCCAUACCGCAAAACGUCGACCCAGAGGUCUACGAAAAACUGCGCGUGCUGCAGCAGCAGAUUGUGGGCGGCGAGUCGGCCAACGACCAGCAGGCGGUGAUGAAGCGCCGCAAACAGAACGAGGAGGUGCAGCGGCGUCGGAAGGAGAUCGCCGCCGCGCUCGGACGCAGCGCCGCAGAGGACGAGGACGAUGACGAGAUACUCGUCAAGGCGUACGACGACGUGCAGUCGACGCUGCGCGCGCGCACAGACCUCGCCAAGAAGAUGAAGAGCCGGCUGAAGGCCCAGGAGCAGGAGAUCCGCGACAUCCAGCGCGAGUUCGCCGUCGAGCGAGACGACUACCUGGAGACGAUCCGGCGCCAGGAGCAGGGCAUGCGCCUGCUGGAGCAGCUGCUGGCGCGCGUGCAGCCCACCAUCCGCAAGGACUGCAACUACUCCGACCUGGAGGCCAUCAAGAAGCAGGCCAUCUGGGACGAGGUGGAGCAGAAGUGGCGGCUGCCCGAGCUGCAGCUGCAGAAGACCAAGCUGCCGCCGCCCGUGCUGGGUUUCGGCGCGCCGACCACCAGCACCAAGUACAAGGGUCCCGGCGGCACUGACUGGGCCCAGGAGGAGACGCGCAUCUCCAAUCGUCUGGAGCGCGGUGCCGAGGAGAAUAUCGCCGGCUCCUACUUCAAGCACCCGACCAACACGCGCCAGGCGGAGAUCCUGUUCAAGACGCAGCUGGCGGCCGAGCAGGCGGCCAAACAGGGACAGGGCUACAUGGACCCUGCUGCCUACUGGACCAAGAGCGCCCCGCCCAGCCCCACAGGAUCCAACCACAGCUUUGCACCUAUGGGGAGAGGCUUUCAGCCGGACGCGCGAAAGCCGGCGCGUCUGGCUCCGGUCGGCGGCGGCGGCGGCAAGAAGAACUUCAUGGCCGCCCUAUAGCCGGCGCCGGCGGGGACCGCGCCUCCGCUGUGACUGGUCAGUCCUGCUGGUCAGGUCAGUCCGGCCCGGUCUGGUCAGUCCGGCCCGGUCAGGUCAGUCCGGCCGGUCCCGUUACGUUCAGGAUGCGGGCGGAGGCGGCGACGGUUGCCGUUGGCCGCACUGGGCCGGCGGUCUGCCCGCCUGGGUGCCGCCCGGCCGUUGUGAUACCGUCCUUACGAAGCAGGGAGAGAUACCAGUGCCUUGUGGCCGUCGGGCCAGACCUCUCAGAGAACCAGCUAGUCAGCGGAUAGCCACCGGUGGAUCCGACUGGCCCGGGAUCCCCCGGGACGGAGCCGCUCGGAGCGCGGGCGGGCAGUAUUAAACCGGUGGACCAACACGCCACUACCAGUGCCUACCAGAAUAGGGUCGUCACACGCGGCGACCGAUAGACAUUUUAUGGAGUUGUUUAUUGUUAGCUGAUGGAGUCCGGGUGUCUCGCCGGUGAAAUUGAUGGGCCAUUGCGCGUCGUUCUCGAUCUGCGGCAAUAUGAUACCGAUGGUGAUGUACAAUCGUAACGUCUGACGGGGACGGUUUGUAUACCAGUGCAAUAUUUCAGAGCAGCUAUUCUAUGACUCGGUCUCAAAUGCCAUUGUCCUGUACCUAAUGUACCGUUCUGCGGUUCAAAUAUAAAUGUGUGCGUCCUAAA